AAAAUGCUGUUCUAUGCUAGCAAAGAAGUGAUUAUUUCUGGAGGUGCUGUCAACACACCCCAAUUAUUGUUACUUUCUGGAGUGGGACCUGAAGAAGAACUACGAAAAGUCAACGUUCCAGUCGUACAUAAUUUACCAGGAGUUGGAAAGAACCUACAAAAUCACGUGGCGUUCUUCAUCAAUUUCCACAUAAAUGAUUCGAACACUGCCACGCUGAAUUGGGCGACAGCUGUUGAAUAUUUAUUAUACAGAGAUGGAUUGAUGAGUGGAACAGGUAUUUCUGAAGUGACUGGCUUUGUCAAUACAAAAUAUCAAGAUCCACAUGAAGACCAUCCAGAUGUUCAGUUCUUCUUUGGAGGGUUUUUAGCAGAUUGUGCUAGAACUGGACAAAUAGGAGAAAAAGUUAAUAAUGAUUCCCGAUCCAUUCAGAUUAUACCGACUGUACUACAUCCAAAAAGUCGAGGGUCUCUUCGACUCAGGGAUUCCAACCCUCUUAGCCACCCUUUGAUUUAUGCCAAUUACUAUACGCAUCCAGAUGACGUGAAAGUUGUGGUAGAAGGAAUAAAAAUAGCUUUGAAGUUAUCGGAAACUACAGGUAUACGGUAUAGACCGAUUAAGAGUAAUGGACACCAGCAUCAUGCCAAAAGUAACAUCUGGCAAUACGAAUGCUCCGGCGAUGAUGAUAGCCGAGAAAGGCAGCGAUAUGGUUAAAUCGAGAUGGCUGACGUCACAAGCCGGCUAUUUCUACAACAGCAUGCCCAGUCAGAGGAUAGACAGGCAAUGGGGUUCAUGGUAGAUUUGAGGAUGGAGGAUGGAAAGAGGGUAGAAAUGUAUUGUCUCUCCCAAUCAGCACCAGACGUCUUGAAGAUGCACAUUUCACGGCUUUGUGUCUAAGAACGUAUUAAAUACGCCUCGAAAACGAUAGUUCGUGUACGUCUUCGAGAUGUACAAAUAUGUACAUUUUGAAGGCGUACAUUUUG
This is a messenger RNA of Phaedon cochleariae (mustard beetle), 980 nucleotides long. The record is from the annotation of a GenBank genome assembly. Lineage: Eukaryota; Metazoa; Arthropoda; Insecta; Coleoptera; Chrysomelidae.